AGGCAAAUCCAGAAACACUAAAGGACUGGACUACAUUGCUUUUUGAAAAAAUAUCAUGUAUUAAGCAGGUUUAGGCAAAUCCAGAAACAGGUAGGUUUUUGUUGCUGGAUAUUGAGCAUUGUUGUAGGACAUGCAUCAUGUUCUCUUCAUUUAGGUUUUUGCUUGUAGUUGUAGGACAUACUUCAUUUCUUGCCCUGUCUUCAAACCAAGUAUUCUAAGUUCUAACUCAAAUCACUACCAAGUUCUUCAUUUGGAGUCUCAAGGCAGAACCAUGUGAUUCUUCAAUACCCCACCAAUCCCAAAUCUCUCUUCGCCACUUAUUCUCUGCUCUCUUCAUUUAUUCAAAUCCAUACCUAAUAUAGUUUGUCUCAAGAGUGUCUGCAAUCUAAAGGACAUAUGCCUCUGCAUCAAUAAUCUGGUCCACUCUUUCAUUUCCAAUCUUUAGCUGGUCCUGCAUUGGCUUCUAUUGAAACAGGUAGGGAAUACUGUUUGUCAACCAAACUGGCAGAGGUACUAUUUUUCAGCCCCAGAUUUCUAUUAAUAGUUUGAAAGACAAACCCAUGUGAGAGUUUAUUGACCUCCUAUGUCCUAAUGACCCAGCGGCCAAUAAAUCCAAAUUCAACAAGAUUUUUCACAUUCAUCCCUUCUAUCUAUAUAUACACCCAUAAACUUGGUUCACUGCCAACAAAAUUUCUCACAUCUCUACAUUAGCAUCUUUGCUUUGAACAACAAAUACUCAGAAAGUUAAACUUUUCUUGGAUCCUUACUAAAGGGGAAUCAAAAGGAAAUCAUGGGUAUUCGUUUUCCUACAAUUCUUACCAAGCAAAUUCUGCGGCGAUCUUCAACAUCUAUGGAUGUGCCCAAAGGAUUCUUAGCAGUAUAUGUGGGGGAGACUGAGAAGAAGAGAUUUGUGGUUCCAGUAUCCUAUCUCAACGAGCCUUCCUUCCAGGAAUUGCUCACUAAAGCUGAAGAAGAAUUUGGUUUUGAUCAUCCAAUGGGUGGUUUGACAAUUCCCUGUAGAGAAGACAUUUUCGUUUGUGUUACUUCUCAAAUAAACAGAUCAUGAAAGCAUGAAAAUUAAUCUCUAGAGACAAUUUUUUAUAGAAGGAAGUAAAUGUAAAUGAUUUUUUUCCUCUUCGAGCAGAUGAGGUUUUUUCCAUUAAGAAGUUAUUUUGUACAAUGUUCCACAUUGGAAGUAAAACUUCUU
This is a messenger RNA of Tripterygium wilfordii, 1207 nucleotides long. RefSeq names its product auxin-induced protein 15A-like. Lineage: Eukaryota; Viridiplantae; Streptophyta; Magnoliopsida; Celastrales; Celastraceae. Gene Ontology annotation, biological process: response to auxin. The transcript has a single exon. The coding region runs from base 791 to 1066 and encodes 91 amino acids. The record is from RefSeq and is a predicted model, not a curated record.